Messenger RNA from Plenodomus lingam JN3, 16404 nucleotides. RefSeq lists its product as uncharacterized. Gene Ontology annotation, biological process: secondary metabolite biosynthetic process; amino acid activation for nonribosomal peptide biosynthetic process. The record is from RefSeq and is a predicted model, not a curated record. Gene Ontology annotation, molecular function: phosphopantetheine binding; catalytic activity. NCBI's taxonomy places the organism in Eukaryota, Fungi, Ascomycota, Dothideomycetes, Pleosporales, Leptosphaeriaceae. Gene Ontology annotation, cellular component: cytoplasm.
AUGGUCCACAGCAACGUCGCAUCCAGCCACCUAUCCAUACUGAAUGAACACCCGGCCACCCUCGAGGGUCCACUGCUUCUACACGACCUGGUUCAAUCAGAUUCUGACACACCCGCCAUUGACUUCCUGGAAAACGGAACGAAGAGGCGGAAAUUUGGCUACAAGAAUCUGCAUAGUUUGAGCAAUGCUCUAGCCGGCAGAAUAAACGAAAUAUCGGCGAAGCUCGAAAGUGCCUCUCCUGUCAUUCCGGUUCUUAUCCCUCAGUGUCCAGAACUAUACGUAGUCUUGCUUGCUGUACUGAAGGCUGGCAAAGCAUUCUGCCCACUUCUCCUGGAUACGCCUGCCGAACGUCUCAACUUCAUCCUCCAGGAUAUAUCUGCCGAUUUCUUCAUUACACUGUCACAUUGCCACGAACAAUUGCGAAAUAAGACAGAUCUACAGGCCAUUCUCGCGGAUCGCGAACUGUCCGAGGCUUCUUUGGCGGAAUCGAUUCUGCCUCAUGCUAGGCCACACGACCUAGCCUAUGUACUGUAUACGAGCGGGUCCACUGGGCUUCCCAAGGCUGUGAAAGUCUCACACCGAGCCGUCACUCAGAGCUUAUUAGCGCAUGAUCGACAUAUCCCACAUUUUGCACGCUUUCUGCAGUUUGCUGCGCCUACCUUCGAUGUAUCCAUCUUCGAAAUCUUCUUCCCUUGGUUCCGUGGACGUACGUUGGUCAGCUGCAGUCGAGCACAAAUGCUUGACGAUCUUCCCAGAUGGAUCAAUGAGCUUGAAAUUGACGCUGCCGAACUCACACCGACAGUGGUCAGCAAUCUCCUUCAAGGAAGAUCUAGUGUUCCUGGGUUGAAGUUGCUCCUCACAAUUGGCGAGAUGCUCACUCAGCAUGUGGUGGAUGAAUUUGGUGGCGAUGAUUUCAAGGAGAGCAUACUAUGGGCAAUGUACGGUCCUACCGAAGCAGCGAUUCACUGCACCCUACAGCCGCGGCUAUCAACUCGGUCGACGAUCGCUAACAUUGGUUUCCCCCUCGAUACGGUUUCGGCCUUUAUCAUCGCAAUAUCAGAAACCAUCGUUUCUGCGGGUGUUCGCAUACUGCCUGCUGGAGAAAUAGGAGAACUUGCAAUCGGUGGACUCCAGAUUGCUGAUGGAUAUCUCAAUCGCUCGGAGCUGACCGCCGCAGUGUUUGUCGAUCACCCACAGUAUGGUCGCAUAUAUCGAACAGGAGAUCGGGCGAGGCUACGCAGCGAUGGUUGUCUAGAAUGUCUAGGCCGCGUCACGGUUGGCCAAGUCAAACUGCGUGGCCAAAGAGUCGAGCUUGGGGAGAUUGAGCAAGUCAUUAUGAGGAUCAAUGGAUGUCGCACAGUUACUGUAAUGAUUAUCGACGACCACCUUAUUGCCUUCUGCACGAUCAAUCCAGAUACAGUAUCGCGAUCAAUGAUGCUCGACUACUGCAACAACUGGCUGCCAAGCUUCAUGGUACCGUCAGACAUUUGCUUCAUAGAUAGGGUACCUCAGCUGCCAUCAGGGAAGAUCGAUCGGGCUUUACUAAAGGCCCAGUACAAGCCCAAACCUUUGAUCAACGGGGCAUUUAAGCCGACUUCAAAAGAUUCAAUCGAAAACACAAUCGUACGACUACUUCAAAACUAUACGAAGGUAGAGAUCGAAUCGCAGAUGAGUCUCGCUGCCAUUGGAAUAGAUUCACUCCAAUCCAUUAGACUCGCAUCCGCAUUGAGGCGAGAAAGAUUUGACCUGAGUGCAAUAGACGUCCUUCAAUCUGACACGGUCGCCGAUCUCUUCGCCAAUUGCAAAGCUGUUUUACGCAUCAAUAGUGAGAGCACGGCAAAUAGAAAGAAUUCACCAGACGCAAGCUACAAUUCAAAAAUACCGCAUGGCUCGGACGGUACAUGUACACGGAAUAAUGUUAGCGAGAUCAAUGGCGCAUCUGGCAUGAACGGUACGUGUAAAUCCAAUGGCACAUACACAACGAAUGCCAUCAACAUCUCAGACCUCAUACGCCCGGUGGACAGCGCUUCUUGUACAAGAGCCAACGAUACAUCAAAUGGCGAUCAUGGCAUCCGCAACAGUGGCCACCUUGAUACGACCUCAUCCCUCCCCCCGCACCUUGAGAACCAGAUCACACGAACACUUCCUUGUACUCCAUUACAGGAAGCUAUGCUCGCGGAAACAUCCACUCGUUCCAAAGCGUACUGGAAUUGGAUCGAAGUGGGACUCUCAUGCCCUUACACAUCGUACACUGAGAUUCGCGAUAGCCUGCUGUUGAUUUGCCAGAACAACGAGAUCCUCCGGACAGGGUUUGCACCAGCUACCGAUCAUACCAGAAGCUAUAUGCAGGUAGUUUGGGAGCGGUUUUCCUGUUCACAGAUCCGCAAGGUCUCAGGAUUUUCUCACUCUCGUGCGCUAACGACAGGAGACGCAUUGCUCCGUCCACUGAACAUAGAUAUCAGGAUGGACCCGGAAGGACCGCGGAUUUUAUUCAAGUUGCAUCAUGCAAUAUACGAUGGGUGGUCAUUUGAACUCCUACUCCAAGAUCUCCUCAAGUAUUUGCACAAGAAAGAAGUUGCGCCUCGACCACAAUUUCAGGAUGUUGCUCAACACUUUUCCCAUGGUAUCUCGAAGCACGAGCGUGCCCAAGCAAAACUGUACUGGAGUAAACAAUUUCUUGAUUUCGUCCCUACUACACUCUGGAACUACAACGGUAAAAUCUUUCACGGGGAAACCCUUCGGCGUUUCUCCCAGAAAUCGCGGGUCAAGGCCAGUUUAUUAUUCGAAAAAGCUCGUGAACUUGGCGUGAGCCCCCAAGUAUACUUCCAGGCUGCCACCGCAUUUCUUUUGUCACGGUAUACAGGAUCAGACGACGUGACGUUUGGAAAUGUUGUGUCAGGGAGGACGAUUCCUGUCACAGGGAUAGAAGAAAUCAUCGGGCCUUGUAUAGCCUCGCUGCCAUGCAGAAUGAAUCUCGGAGACGUCCCUCGGGUCCAAGAUCUUCUAGAAAUGACCCAGCAACUGAAUCGAAAAAGCUUAGAGCACAGUGCAUACCCGUUGCGCGAGAUUGCGAAAGCGGCUGGUGUGGAGCCAGGCACCCGUCUCUUUGACAUCCUGUUUGUCUGGCAGCAGCCUCUUGCCAACUGCAGUGACGAUACGCUCACUACCAAGAUCAUCGAUAGCGCCGACGACUCUGAGAUGAAGCUUACACUCGAGUUUGAGACCAGUCAAGACUUCAUCUCUUUCCGCGCCACCUACGAUCCUGCCACUAUUCCAGAGCAGCAGAUCAAGUAUUGGUCUCUUCAGAUUGAUGAAUUGGUGUCAUCGUUUCUGAAGAAUGCCACAUGCACGAUGUCUGCCAUCGAUUGCUGCUUCACUGCAUCCUCUCUUUCCAUCGCAAACCCGAGUCCCCCUCAAGAACAUUUCCAACAUGGUCCAUCACACGCCGUUGAAAAUUGGGCUAUGAGCGAUCCAGACCGUGAGGCGAUAUGUUUCGGACAUCUUGUAGAUGGCAUCAUGCAGGUGAAGGAAGCGGUCACAUAUGCGACUCUAAACACACGCGCAAAUCAACUUGCUCGCAGUCUUUCCGCUUAUAUCACCCAGAAGGAUCAACUGAUUGGAGUCGUUUUGGAAAAGUCUGUAGACCUCUACGUCUCAAUUCUUGCAGUGCUGAAGCUUGGAUGUGGCUACCUACCACUUGUGCCUGACACGCCGACCGAGAGGAUUUGCACUAUCAUGCAGGAUGCCAAUGUUGCGCUUUGCAUCAGUUCAUCCCUCUUAUCCACAUACCUACCACAGAUCCCUUCUUUGACUAUUGUCAAAGUCGAUCUCAUCGACAUUGGAUUGUGGUCUGACAGGAACCUCGAAACCGCUUACAAUGGACAUCACCUCGCCUACGCCAUCUUCACAAGUGGCAGCACUGGUACACCAAAGGGCGUUCUCGUGACUCAAGAUAACCUAAUGAGUAAUCUACAGUAUCUAUCAGGCGUCUAUCCGUAUUCGACAAAUGCGAGACUUCUACAGGCCUGCUCGCAAGCCUUCGACGUUUCUGUGUUCGAAAUCUUCUUCUCUUGGUAUGUUGGUAUAUGCUUAUGCACAGCUACGAAAGAUGAUCUGUUUCAUGAUCUCGAAGCUUCUAUCCGUCGUCUUCAGAUCACACAUCUAAGUCUCACACCAACCGUGGCAGCUUUGGUAGAUCCCAAGAACGUACCAAGAGUAGAAUUCCUGGUAACUGCCGGUGAAGGACUCACGGAACAUGUUCGAAGAAAAUGGGCUGGUCGCGGUCUUUACCAGGGUUAUGGUCCUUCUGAGACGACCAACAUCUGCACUCUUCGACCCUCUGUCACAAUUGAUGACUUGAUUAAUAAUAUUGGGUCGCCGUUCACUAACACGUCCGCUUUUGUAAUGGCCCUAAACGGCGAUUCGAUCUUGCCUCGUGGUGCUGUUGGAGAGCUGUGUUUCGGAGGCAUGCAGGUGUUUCGCGGUUAUCUCAACAAGCCCGAACUUAAUGCCAUGAAGCUUAUAAACCACCCUACGUACGGCAGAAUUUAUCGAUCUGGUGACAUGGGCCUUAUGUUGCCGGACAACAAUAUCCUCUCUGUGGGCAGGUCAGAUGACCAAGUCAAGAUUCGCGGCCAACGGGUCGAACUCCGAGAGAUAACUUCUGUAGCCCUCGAUGUCAUCGGGGUUCGUGAUUGUGUGACCUGCUUACUGCCGGGCCGCAAUGACAGGCCAGCCUUGGUCAACUUCUGGGUGCCAAAGGAUACCAUCUGCCAGACUUAUCAACUCCUAGAUACGAAUGAACACCAAGCUACCAUCUCAAGAAUGUUCGACACAUUGUCUUCCAAAAUUCCGUCGUACAUGGUCCCGCUGCAUUUCAUACCAAUCUCGCGCCUCCCCAUGACCACACAAGCCAAAAUAGAUCGACGAGUUCUUCAGAGAACGUUUGGAGCCUUGACAGCAAAAGAACUGGCCGACACUACAAGUUAUCAAGAUGAAAGCGGGGAUGUAUCGCAAUUAUCAGAGUGGGAACAAUCCGUGGCCUCUAUCUUGAGCAGAAUUCUGUCGUUGCCGAUCCAUGACAUCAGAAAGGGAACAUCAUUCUUCAAUCUCGGUCUUGAUUCUGUUUCUGCAAUAAGAUUCUGCAAUGAUCUCAGGCAUACAGCAAUAGCGAACUUUUCCGUCACUACAGUCCUAAAGAAUCCUAGCAUAGCCCGAUUAUCCACGAUAAAAGACAAGCAGCUAUCACCUAAGGAGCAGAAAAAGUUUCCUCCGAUCAAUUUCCCCCACAUGUUUACAGUGGACGAGACCUCUGCAAUCGUCUCAACUUUUGAGAAACGAGGAUCGCGAGUCGCCCGAAUCCUACCUUGCACACCCCUUCAAGAGGCGAUGCUUUCAAGCACUAGUUCAAGUUCAGGCUCAGCAUAUUGCAAUGUCAUGAUCUUCAGGGUGAAUGGCGAUUUGGAAAGACUUCAAGAAAGCUGGACGUCAGUAAUCCAUCGGCACGAAAUCCUCCGCACAGCUUUCAUGCCUACCAAUUAUCCCUCACAUGCUUUUGCCCAAGUUGUGUUGGAACUUUCGACUUCAAAAUGGCAUUCAACCUCUGUAGGCACAAAUUUAGAGUUGUACAUUGAGAAGACUAUAUCAGCUCUUCUCACUGCGCAUGAACCGCCAAUAUAUCUCGCUAUCGCGCGUGAAGGGACCUUGUCAAAGCUGGUCUUCGGCUGCCAUCAUGCCCUGUACGACGGUAGCGCUAUUGCGUUACUCCUCGAAGAGAUCCAACUACUGUAUACAGGCACCGCCCUCCCUCCUCCCAUACCAUAUGAUUCAUAUUUACAAGCGAUGCUAUCGCAGGACCUCAAAGAAGCUGAUCGAUACUGGGGCGCGUUACUGAGUGGUUUUGAGCCUACCUCUUUUCCUAAUCUGACGGGUGCAAACACUGAGUCCGUCGGACGUCCAGCUAGUGUGAUGAAGGUUCUCCAACCUCUUGGGGAGGUACGUCGGGCCUGUCAAGACGCUUCUACAUCUUUAUCAUCCGUCGUCCAAGCGACUUGGGCGAAGCUCUUAUAUUUCUACACAGGCGAGUCCGAUAUAUGUUUCGGAAAUGUCGUAAAUGGACGCAAUCUGCCAAGCGCUGACAUUCAUCGUCUUGUGGCUCCUUGCUUUAAUACUCUACCUGUGCGAGUUGACUUCGACUUCAGACAAACAAAUUCGGACCUGGUCGGACUGACGCAUGCGCUCAACAUCGAGAUGCUUGCAUUUCAGCUAACACCUCUCCGUUGGAUACAAAGCAAAAUACUCAGGGACGGCGGCCGCCUUUUCGACACACUCGUCAUCCUUCAGCAACCUGUUGCUAGCUUAGAUGCUUCCAUUUGGACACUUGAGAAAGAUCUUGGCGACAUGGACUUACCUAUUGUAUGUGAAGUCCAGCAGGACGAGACUGAAGAUUGUCUGAAGCUCGUGCUUCAUUAUAAUACAUCGCUGCUGUCGUAUACGGACGCUAUGGUCGUUGCAGAGACUUUCGACCAUACACUCAUGUCACUACUUAGAUUGCCUCAUGCCUCGGCCAAUGACACUGUUAGUAUUCCUGAAUAUCUUCGAGCAGAGUCCAACUCGAAGUUUCAGCGCUGCAAAACAGAAGACCCUUACCUACAUACCGGCUUCGAAAAGAUAACAGCCGCCAAUCCCGAACAAGUUGCGUUGGACUUUCUGCAUCUGGAUAAGACUCGGACGACUUGGUCAUUCAAAACAUUAAAUGACAGAGCAAACGCCAUCGCGAAUACGCUCAUAAAAAACGGUGCAGUACCUGAAACUAUUAUUCCUCUCCACUGCCCCAAGUCCCCGCAUUUCUACGCUAGCAUACUUGGUAUACUGAAGGCUGGAGCGGCAUUCGCCCCCAUUCAUCCCGACUUGCCAAUGGCCCGCAAAGAAUUUAUGCUCAACGAGCUGAAGCCGCGCAUCAUCCUAUGCUGCACUGGUUCAGCCAUUCAGCAUGACGGAGCAUUUAGCCUUGAUGUGGAGCGUAUUGACUACUCUCCAAAGGAAAACCCUGUUAUUCACGGCUUGAAUACCAAUAGUUUGGCGUACUGUCUCUUCACAAGUGGCUCCACAGGUACACCAAAAGCGGUCAGCAUGGAACAUUGUGCCCCAAUCCAGACGAUUGCAAGUUCCAGACCUUUAGUUCCAUGGAAACCUACAUCCCGUCUGCUACAAUAUGCCGCUGUAACAUUCGAUAUGUGUUACUUCGAUUGUUUCCUCGCUUGGACUUUAGGAUUCACUCUUUGUGCUGCAGAACAAGCACUUUUACUGAACGAAUUACCAAAAGUCAUCGACACCCUGGGUGUUGAACUGCUUGACCUCACGCCAUCAGUUGCAGCAUCGUUGCGGAGAUCAGAGGUACCCAGUAUAAAAUGGCUUUACUGUAUUGGUGAAGCGAUGUCACCGGAAGUGAUCAAGGAAUGGGGCAGUACAUGUGUCAAUUCCUAUGGGCCUACCGAGGCCGCGUUUUGCACGACAAUUUUCACAGCCUCGGGUGAGGCCAACACUUCAGUCAUUGGAAGGCCUUUCCCAAGUACUUCAUUUGCCAUUUUACCUGCCAAUGCGGACUGUCCACUACCAGUACUGAGUACCGGCGAAUUGUAUAUCGGGGGCACACAACUAGCACGCGGCUACCUAGGUAAACCCGAACUGACGGAUGAUCGUUUCAUCCACAUACGAGGCCAAAGGUUUUACAAAAGUGGCGAUAUUGUUCGAAUGCUGAGCAACGGCAAUUUCGAGUUCAUUGGUCGUGCAGAUGAUCAAGUGAAGAUUAGGGGCUUAAGGGUGGAGCUUGGUGAAAUUGACCACGCACUUCGAAACUCUUGCCCCGAUAUCAAGACUAUAGCUACGCAGAUUCUGAAACGGGAUAAGGCGUCAAGGGAGCAGCUGGUCGCAUUCGUUGUGACGAAAUCGCCAUUGGGUCAAGAGAAAGAGUCCAAUAUGAGAACACAACUCAGGGACGCAGCUAUCCACCAGCUACCUUCAUACAUGGUACCUCAAUUCUUCAUCUUCAUCGAAGCGGUUCCAAGGUCAAUGGCUGGCAAGAUUGACAAACAUGCACUCUCCACAAUUUUCCGCGACCAGAUCGAUAAGGACACCGUCGCCAAUGGCAAUGCCAAGCAAGGAACAGAGCAUAACUGGACACAUCUUGAAGGUCAAGUCCGUACUAUUCUUGCGGAUCUAUCCAAGAUUCCAGUUGAGGACAUCGGCCCAGUGACUACAAUCUACCAGCUUGGACUGGACAGCAUUAGUGCAACCCAAAUAGCAGCUGUCCUUCGGGGCAAAGGUCAUAUAGUGACAGCUAGCGAUGUCAUGAAGUACGCCACUUGCUCGGAAAUCGCUACACGGAUUGGUCAGGAUGGUUCAGCAAGAUUAACCGCAUUUGCAAAUUUCGACUUCGGGGCCUUUCACCGACAGCAUGAACAGUCAGUGUCAAAAAUCUGCGAGAUUGAUCAUAGCAAAAUUUGCGCCAUUCGACCAUGUACACCACUCCAAACGGGUAUGCUGUCACAAUUCAUCGCGAAGGAAGGAUCUGUUUACAUGAACUAUCUCCGUCUGCGACUAGAUCAUCGUGUUGACGUGGGAAGGCUACGGGAUGCAUGGACCGCAACGAUGGGUCGGCAUGAGAUACUUCGAUCUGGCUUUGCCCAUACGAAAAACCCUGAGCAUCCAUUUGUCAUGAUCACAUUUGACACAACUGCUGUAAAUUUACCAUGGACGGUAGAUUCAAGAUCGGAAGCCCUUGAUGUGUCCGAAGAAUGGAUACACGAGCACCAACGGCGUGCCUUGAGCAAAUUUCAUGAGCCGCCAUGGGCAAUUCAGGUCAGCCAAACAAAUGGAGAUCGAUACCUCAAUCUGGUCAUUUUUCAUGCUCUCUUUGAUGCACAAAGCCUCCAAUUGAUUUUCAAUGAUGUUGCAUCGGAAUAUGGGGGACAACCGAACUUGUCACCUUCUAGCUUGGAACCCGUCAUUAGUGGUAUUCUAUCUCUAUGUGAUGAAAAAAACAGAGAUAGCAUGAGAUUCUGGACCGCACUGGGGAAGAAAGUCAAACCGUCCCGAUUUCCUAACUUAUCGUCCCUAAGAUUAGACCCUACGCCACCCACGAUUUGUGUCAAACGAUCAGCAAGCGCACUCAUCGAUCUUGAACAGGGUUGUAUGAGUGCCAAUAUCACACUACAGGCCGCUGGUAUAUCGAGUUGGCUUUCGCUGCUUUCCGCAUAUACUGGAGAAGAUUCAGUGACUUGCGGAGUUGUGCUUUCUGGACGUACCUUUGAUGCUGCUGAGAAUGCCAUUUUCCCUUGCAUCAACACGGUGCCCUUUACAAUCGCCACAUCGACCGAUCAAAGGGAAGUGCUGAAGGCGGCAAUGUCAUUGAAUGCACAGGUUCAACAGCACCAGUAUAUUCCGCUCAACAAGAUCCAAAAAUUGAUGGGCUAUGCGAGCGAGCCUCUCUUCGACACAAUCUUCGCCUUUCAGAAGUCGCCUAAAGAGGAGCUCGCCCAAACCCUUUGGGAAAUUGUCGACGAAAGGGGUACUAUUGAAUAUCCAUUAUCUAUUGAGAUCGAACCAAAGCAGGGGCACUUGGAGUAUCGCCUUACUUUUCUCCCGGAUGUGGUACCUCGCGAGCAGGCUCUCCUCAUUCUCAAUCAGAUGGAUUAUUUGAUGGAGAGCUUCAUCUUCGAUCGAUCCAUACCUGCAAAAGAAGUCGUCAGUGAUUCCAACCUGUACUCCAUCACGCCCGCGAAAGAGUCGAAACUACCAUCGGAAGCACACUUACUGCACGAGCUGGUAGAGCGAACCGCGGCAAAAUUCCCUUCUCGUAUCGCACUAGAAUUUGCACAUUCGAUACACAAUGGUCGAUUUUCUGUUAGGCGCUGGACAUACGCCGAGCUUGAUGCCGAGGGGAACCGAAUUGCUCAUCUCCUCAUCUCUUGCGGAGUUGGGCCAGGUAUGCUAGUUGGUGUCUGUUUCGACAAAUGUCCCCAAGCUUCAUUUGCCAUGCUUGGCAUACUCAAGGCUGGUUGUGCUUUCGUCGCCAUCGACCCGAGUGCUCCAGCUGCACGUCAGGCAUUCAUCGUCAAAGAUUCUGAUGCUCGCGCAGUAUUGUCGAAGUCAAGCCAGUCUUCCCAGCUGGGGAUCGAAGCCCACAUACCGAUCCUGAACCUUGAUGAGAUUACAACUAGCUCUCUCUCGAGCAGAAAGCCAAUGCUUCAGAGAAGCGUCAGCACACAAGACCGUAGCUAUUGCUUGUAUACCAGUGGCACCACCGGUACACCAAAAGGAUGCGAAUUGACACAUGAGAACGCUGUCCAGGCAAUGUUGUCCUUUCAACGCUUGUUCGCCAAUCAUUGGGAUCCAGACUCACGCUGGUUGCAGUUUGCCUCAUUUCACUUCGACGUCUCAGUUCUUGAGCAAUUCUGGAGUUGGUCAGUAGGUAUCUGCGUGGUGUCGGCGCCCCGAGAUUUCAUCUUUGAAGAUCUUGCAAAUUCCAUCAACGCUCUUGGGAUAACACACAUCGACCUAACACCCAGUCUGGCCCAGAUAUUACAUCCGGACGAUGUGCCAAGCCUAUGUAAAGGUGUGUUUGUUACUGGUGGAGAAAGCUUGAAGCAAGAGAUUCUUGACGUAUGGGGGUCAAAGUCUGUGAUCUACAACGGCUACGGGCCGACAGAAGCUACGAUUGGGUGCACGAUGUACCCUCGUGUUCCGACCAACGGCAAACCGUCAAACAUCGGGUGGCAGUUCGACAAUGUGGGAUCGUUGGUGUUGAAGCUUGGCUCAGAUCAACCGGUUCUUCGAGGAGGCGUCGGCGAGCUCUGCGUGACAGGCAAGCUCGUAGGCAAAGGUUAUCUCAACCGCCCAGAUCUCACUGCCGAGAAAUUUCCAUAUCUUGAGCGCUUCGGGGAACGAGUCUACCGCACAGGUGACCUCGUGAGGAUACUGCACGAUGGAUCCUUCGACUUUCUCGGCCGUGCGGACGAUCAAGUCAAAUUACGUGGUCAAAGGCUGGAGGUUGGUGAGAUCAACUCGGUGAUCAGACAGUCGAGCAGCGACAUUGCAGAUGUCGCAACCCUAGUUCUCAAGCAUCCGAGACAGCAGAAAGAACAACUUGUCUCCUUCCUAGUUGUUGGAAGCCAAGCGAACCGUCAGACAGAGCUCUCUUUCAGCCGAACACAAGAAAUAUUGCGAGCAAAAGAAGCAUGCCACGACAAGCUUCCAUCAUAUAUGGUCCCAACUCACUUCGUGUCACUCACUAGUAUGCCACUGAACAUGAACAACAAGGCUGACGCUAAGCAACUGAAGAAUCUCUUUCAGGGUCUCUCGGCUGGCGAAUUACAAAUGCUGUCGGUUACUUCGGGCACAGGGGACGACUCAUGGACGAACACUGAGCAAGCAAUUCGUCGCGUCCUCUCACAAACUCUGGAUGUUAGUGAGUUGAACAUGGAUAAAGACCAAAGCUUCUUCGAGCUAGGUAUGGACUCUAUAUCCGUGAUUGCUAUUUCAAGAGCCAUGAGAAAUGCUGGCAUGGUGAAAGCAACUGCCUCCAUGGUCAUGAAGCACUCCACCAUCCGCCGUCUAGCGAAGGCAUUAAGAACUACCAGACUUUCUAGUAAUGAUCAGAGAUCAGUACUGGCUGCACAACAAACCAUCUCUGCCAUUCACCAUCGUCAUCGAAGAUCUGUCGCACAAACUCUAUCCAUACGCUCUUCAUCGAUCGAGGUAAUCGCGCCAUGUACACCUCUUCAGCAGGGUAUGAUCGCACGAUCGCUCGAGAACGACUUCGGCUUAUAUUUCAACACCUUCCAAUUCAAGCUCAACGAGAGCAUUGAUGCAAGGAAACUGCAGCUUGCCUGGUCACGCGUAACCGAGUACGCACAAAUAUUGCGUACGGUGUUUGUCAAUACCGAGGACGGCUAUGUUCAGGCAGUGCUGCGUAAAAAGCCACUCGUCUGGUCCACACAUGCAGUCGCGACAGAUGCUUCUGUACGUCAGACAUUGGAUCAUGUUAAGAACCAGUGGCUGUUGCGCAACCGUAAUGAACUACAACAGCCUCUCGAACUUCACAUGCUCACAAGCCCGAGCGUAAGGCUUCUAGUUGUCCACAUCUUCCAUGGACUGUAUGACGGUCACAGCAUUGAAAUUAUGAUCAGCUUGGUGUGGCAGGUGUACAACGGAGGAGAGCUUACCGAUCCUAUCCCCGACUUUCACACUGCCCUCGUUUAUGGCCCGUUACUGACGCAAUCUGGGGCAAAAGACUUUUGGCAGAAUCAUCUUGCGCAAUCGUCGUCCGCACCAUUUCCUGGAACAUCAAGUGAAGGGCCGGUAGUAGCAUUACCGGUGAGAAGCGUGCGCAAGCUGGAAGGUCUGGCAUCAUUCGAUACCAUGCGGCGAAGACUGAAUGUCACGGCGCAAGCGAUUGCGCAAGCUUGUUGGCUGAACGUGCUGCAAGAAUACACGAGGGCAGUAGUAACCACGGGGCUCAUUGUCUCAGGACGCAGUAUCGAUCUUGAGGGUGCAGACCGCAUCAUUGGUCCCUUGUUCAAUACCAUUCCGUAUCAUCACCAGGCUCAGGACGGCGAGUCAUGGGCAUCGAUCAUCAAGAGAGUCCACGACUUCAAUGUCGCUGCUCAUCCAUAUCAGCAUACACCGUUGCGAGAUAUCACGAAAUGGUGUAGAAGAGGUGGUGACCGAGGGCUCUUCGAGACGCUCUUCGUUUAUCAGAUCGUUCAACAAACAGAGGAUUGGUCGAAGAACAGUGCAUGGGAGAUCACCGACGGAGAUGCCCUGGCCGACUAUCCACUGGCUCUUGAAGUAGAGCAGUGGUCGCAGGAUGCUUUGAAGCUGACUUUGGUCACGCAGCAGCAUGUCCUAGAUGAACAAACAUCGAUUACGCUUUUGGACCGGUUCGAGGACAACUUGCGUAUAAUCUUGACAGAUCCAUACACCGAAGUCAAGCUGCCGGCUGGAGUAGAAAAUAAUUUUGAUCAGAAGCUGAAGAGAGAGAAUAUGGCGGAUGGUUUCGCCCGGCCAAUGGACUUUGCAUGGACGAACACAGCCACCAAAAUACGAGAGGAGGUUGCUAGUCUCUCUGGCAUGGAAAUCGGGGAUAUCAGUGAAAGAACAUCUAUUUUUGAGCUAGGUCUGGACAGCAUCGAUGCCAUCAAAAUCUCGUCGAAGCUCAAGAGGUGCGGCAUCGAUCUUCCGGUCAGCGCUAUCAUGCGAGGCCUUACCAUCGCAAGCAUGGUGCAGGGCAUGGCAGAGGUAGACACGCAAGUACAUGAUCGCCCGUCAUCGUUUUACAUUGAUGAACAGAAGCGCCUGCUCACAGGUUACCUGCAACGACACGAAAUCGAUGGUGUAGCCAUUGAAAAUGUUCUCCCUCCGACGCCACUCCAGGAGGCCAUGAUAGCUGAGAUGCUCGCGUCUGAUUACACAAGGUACUACAACUUCGAUGUGCUCAGUGUAAAGCACGACACGGACAAAUUAAAGUUGCGGGAUGCUUGGUCGCAAGUGGUUGAAGCUUCACCCAUUCUGCGCACGGGUUUCGUUGAAGUAGAUGACCCGACUGUUGAUUUCACAUUCGCGCAGGUCGUGUAUCAGCGACCACACGAAUUUUGGUCGCAUAAGAAUACCGAGACCGAUGCGGACUUUACAACACUCCUUGACCAGUUACGAACCGAUGCACUGAAAACCUCGGUAUCCACUCCUCCAUUUCGAAUACUACUUGUUGAGGCUCCUCGACAGUCCUAUCUGGUUUUGGCAAUUGCGCAUGCACUUUACGACGGCUGGUCACUUGGUCUGCUUCAUUCGGAUGUCCAUCGCGCAUAUUACGACGAGCUCGAACGUCGGCCAAGCUAUGCCAACCUCUUGGCAGACAUACUAUCAACUUCUGGAAAGGAUGCAGCUGGCUUCUGGCAAGACUAUCUCUAUGACGCAAAGACGGGUGUAUUUCCGAGGCGAAGCAAAGGUGUAAAGUUGGGCAGAGCACUUGUGCAACGCCAUGAACAAGUCAGCUGCGCCUCUCUAAUUCAGCUUACCGCGUUUGCCAAGAAGAACAAUGUGGCUCUUCAGACUGUUGGACAGGCGGCCUUUGCAAUGGUCCUUGCUUUCUAUACAGGAUCCUUGGACGUGACCUUUGGAUCUGUUCUGUCUGGGCGAGAGGAUGAAGAGACAGCCCAGCUCAUGUUCCCGACCAUGAACACGGUGCCGAUCCGAGCGAUCUUGCAUGGCACGUGCAAUGACAUGCUUCAAUACAUGCAAGACAAUUUCAGGAGCAUCAGAGAAUGGCAACAUUUCCCACUGCGCAAAGCAUUAUCACUCGCCGGAGUUGGUGCGGGUCUGUUCGAAAGCUUAUUCAUCUACCAGAAAAGCUUGGGAGGGACGACAUCCGAAGUGGAGCGUUUGUAUACAAGUAUGGAGGGUUACAGUGAUGUGGAGUAUCCGGUAUGUGUAGAAAUGGAGGUUGUAAACGAAAGACUGGUUUGGCGAUGCGCCGUGAAAGAGGAUGUUCUUUCAGACGAAGGGACGAGAGGCUUGCUAGGCCGGCUUGAUGAAGUGCUCCGACACAUCAUGCAGAGCCCCGACAGUCCAGUCAUGUCGACCAUGGAAAGUGGCAUUUCCCUCUGUGGGCUACCGGCGUUUGUUGAAAACGAGAGAAAAGCCGUCCCUGUCAGAUUGGAGGCAAACACAGAUGACGACGGAAUGGCACCAGACGCGCACACGACUCGGACGAUCAGGGAAGUCUUAGCCAAGGUGUCCAAGACGCCAGAGGAUGAUAUAACAAGCGACAUGACCAUUUUCCACAUGGGCCUAGACUCGAUUAGUGCCAUCAAGGUGUCCUCACUACUUCGUAAAGAGGGCAUCAGCCUUGGUGUGGCUGACAUGGUCCGAGCUGGCACCGUGGACAAGAUGGCCAAUAUCAUUGCCUCACGAACAACGACAGCAACGAAGACGGUUGAGGAUGGUGAGCACUAUCGAUUGACCAUUUCAGCGGCGUUGCGAGCCCUUGACCAAGCAAGCAUCCUGGAGGAAGCCAAGAUUGAUGCAGCCAAUGUUUGUGAUGUGCUACCAGCAUCUGCAGGACAAGUUGACAUGAUUUCAAUGUGGCUAAACACCCAAAGCGGAAGCUUCUACUCGGAUUUUGACUAUGAAAUCGACGGAUGCGCAAGUUGGGAAAUGCUCCAAGAGUCGUGGUACGAUCUUGUUGGGGCGAAUCCGAUUCUGCGCACGGUAUUUGCGCCGACGCAGAACGAUGAAACACCGUAUGUACAAGUGGUACUGCGCCAGACGACCGGCUUCAUCGUCGAUACAACCCAUCAUGACAAGGAUGACAGUCGAGCAAUGAGGGAAGCUGCCAGGUCGAGACAGCCAUGGGCACACCUCUUUGUUGCCAGAAGGCAAGACGGCUGGGAUGCGAGACUGAGUAUCCAUCAUGCGCUGUACGAUGGCGUGAGUCUGCCUCUUCUGAUGCAGCAGUACAAGCGUAUGUGCAAUAGUGUGGCAGCACCUGCAGCGCCCACCGACAGCUUUGCCGAAUGGAUGGCGUAUGCUGUUGCAAAAUCUACCAUGGACAAGCGCAAAGCCUUUUGGAUCGAAUACAUGCACGACGUGAGCAACAAGGGCUUGUCGCAACCCUGCGAGACGGCUAGGGAGAAGACGGAAGUGUUCCGACCAGGACUGCUUCAGACGUCAGGCCUCGAGGCCAUGGUUCGGAAACAUGGUCUAUCCGCACAGGCAAUCUUUCUCGCCAGCUAUGCGAAGUUGUACGCUAGGAUGACGGGCACGGCCAGCGAAAGCGAUGUCAUCAUUGGAGUCUACCUCGCCAACCGCUCGAUGCCCAUUGACAAGAUUGCGUCGGCCGCAAUACCGACUGUCAAGAUGCUGCCGCUCCGGAUAACAUCACCACAGCAAAGUGCUAUACUGGCAUUGGCCGCUACCAUUCAAAGGGAUUUGCAAGACAUCAGCGCGCCAGAAAAUACCUCGGCAAGCCUGUACGAGAUUUGGCAAUGGACGGGAGUGCAGAUGGACACAUUUGUCAAUUUCCUGAGUCUGCCGGUCGAGGAUGAGGAUGAGGACGACGAGUUGUACAGAAGUCAUUUGCAUAUUGGCGUGCAGCCCAAGAAGGCGUGGGAGGAGCCGGUAAGCCGGGUGUCGAGCAUGGAGAGUGUGGAAAGGAAAGGGAUGCAGAGCAAGUUGGCGAAUGCAUCUGUGAAUGGAGCCUAUCUUCAUGCGAUUGAUGUUGAAGCCAGCAUUCGCAAUGGUGCACUGGAUGUCGGUGUCUUUGCACCCACGGCCAUGAUGAGUUUGGGAGAGGGAGAGAGGAUGGUUGAGGAUCUCAAGAGAGAGUUGGAGGGUGUGUGGGGGUAG